AUGAGGCUCCCUCCCGGAUACCUUGCAGCGGCCGCAACUGCCGCGCUCUCCUUCCAGAGCGCGGGCACACUCAUUCAAGCGGUCCGGGGUUCGACUUCUGCAGGGGAGGCCGUUGACCCUCCGGUUUGUGAGACAGACCAGCUGAAUUUGGUGGUUUCGCAGUCCAACGGGACGGCAGUUUUCAGGUGCCCUCUGACGCUUCCUGUGCUUGCCCCCGAAUACUCCAAACUCCACCCCCUCGUGUUCUACAGGGACCGGCCUCGAGUACUCACCGAAAUUCUUACCGACGCGACGCUGCUGGAAACCCCCGUCCCGCCCGCUGCACCGGAUGGCAACGGUGAAGUAGCCAGCGUCAUCGACAUUCCGGAUCAGUACACACUGGUGGUCCCGGUUUUGCCGGAGCGAGAGAAAAUGUUCAGUUUCAAAUGCGAGCCCAUGUCGGAAGAAAACAUGCCGGUGGCGCAACGGGAGUCCAUGGUCGCCCAGUCUUGCGAGGUCAUUGUCACUGUCACAUCAGCUGGCAAUUCUGCGGCGUUUAGCUCGGCGGGCAACACACUCGCCAUCGCGGGCCUCGUUUCGCUUGCCACGUCCGGUAUUGCUCCGCUGCCUGCAUAA
Messenger RNA from Besnoitia besnoiti, 615 nucleotides. RefSeq lists its product as uncharacterized. The record is from RefSeq and is a predicted model, not a curated record. NCBI's taxonomy places the organism in Eukaryota, Apicomplexa, Conoidasida, Eucoccidiorida, Sarcocystidae. The transcript has 2 exons. The coding region runs from base 1 to 615 and encodes 204 amino acids.